AUGAUAGACCUACCUUUAGAAAUACAAUUCCGCAUAAUAUACUACACAAUUUGUAAUGGAAGCGAUUCUAAUCUACAAUACACAUGCAAACGUUUGAACUGCUAUUAUAACUGUGUCAGAGCCAGACUUCAAACAUUGGUUACCCACGAUAUACCCAAAAAAGGUGCAAUUUGUCACAAUUUGAUCUCCCUCAAUUUGAUACAUACUCCGGGAACUGAAUUGAACUCCUUAAUGUCAUUAAAGGCUCUUAAGUAUAUGUCUAUCAAAUCCAAUGACGUCAAUGGGUUGUUAGUAUUUAACUUUAUUCCAAAGACGUUGGUUAAAUUGACUAUCCUCAUGAUAUUCUCAACACCACGAAUGUUUCAUGUCAGUGAGUUUGAAGCAAUAGCUAGGCAAAUUCACGUAACAGAGAAUAAUCUCAAACAUUUGACGGUCAAAUCAAAGAACGCUAUGGUUCAUACAAUGGUCGAUAACUAUAUUCGUUUACUUGUCAGAAAAAACAUAUCUAAUUAUUGCAAGUCAAGUAUUAUACAAACUAUCAAUAGAGUGAGAGACCGAUUCUGGAAAGGCAUUCUGAUCUUAGGGUGCAUUUUCAGUGGGGUUUUGGACAGCCUAAGGAUGAAUUUACAAUCAUUUGAAUUGGUGAAUAUAGAUAUUUCAUUGAUUUGGACUACUCGACCUCCUAAUUUGGAAUUCCCAUACCUAAGGCUCCUCCUUUUAGAUGCAUGCUCUUCAUCAAGAUUGAAUAUUUGGAUUGAAAAAUUCAAAUCCAGCAAUACCUCCUUAAGGAAUCUAAACCCUUGUUUUAUUGCAAUGAUAUAUACCAUCACCGAUGAAAUAUUGACCACUACUUGUUUGAAUUAUAAUUCUUGGUCUCAUGUUAGAUACACAACAGAUGCUGUCAAUGAUAUAAAGAAGCAUCUACAGCUACCUAUCUAG
Yamadazyma jaroonii is the source of this 939-nucleotide messenger RNA. NCBI's taxonomy places the organism in Eukaryota, Fungi, Ascomycota, Pichiomycetes, Serinales, Debaryomycetaceae. The record is from the annotation of a GenBank genome assembly.